Messenger RNA from Didymosphaeria variabile, 1635 nucleotides. RefSeq lists its product as uncharacterized. Gene Ontology annotation, molecular function: transmembrane transporter activity. The transcript has 3 exons. Gene Ontology annotation, biological process: transmembrane transport. The coding region runs from base 1 to 1635 and encodes 544 amino acids. The record is from RefSeq and is a predicted model, not a curated record. Lineage: Eukaryota; Fungi; Ascomycota; Dothideomycetes; Pleosporales; Didymosphaeriaceae.
AUGCCGUUGGGAAUACUUGACGACAACAAGCUUGAACAUGUUCCUGGAACAGCGCCCCUAAGCGACCUGGGUCGCUUGGACCUUGAGGUGGCUGGCAUAGAUCGUGGCCUACUCAAGCACGAUAAGACCGGGAAAAUCGUCCUCGUACCUCAACCCUCUGAUUCACCAAAUGAUCCAUACAACUGGCCAAGAUGGAAGAAAGAGAUGUUCACGCUCGUCAUUGCCUAUGGAUGCGGUUGUGUAGGAGCUAUCGGACCUCUUUUGACACCCGCCUUUGUGCCGCUUGCUACUCAAUUCGGUGUACCUCUCCAGCGAUUCACAUUGGGCUGUAACGGGUCCUGUAUCGUCGCCAUCGCCGUAGGCAGUCUCCUCUGCAACACGCUCGCCGUGAAAUUCGGGAAACGGCCAGUGUACAUUGUGACCACCCUUGGACUUGCCGUUUCAUCCUUUUGGGCUGCAGAGGCGAAGAGUUUCGGUUCGCUGGCAGGUGCGAGAGCUGUUCAGGGCUUUUGCAUGGCUCCUUUCGAGGCCUUGAUCCCGGCAUCGGUCUCAGAUAUCUGGCAUGUUCAUGAACGUGGUUUCAGGAUGGCGAUUUUUAACCUCGGUGUGCUCGGCGGCAUCAACCUGGCAGGCCCUAUCGCCGGUUCAGUCAUCGAGAAAGGAUCCUUUCGUAUUGCUAUGCAUGCGAUGGGUGGCGCAAUGGUUCUCAUGUUGCUCCUCGUCAUUUUCUUUAUGCCCGAGUCAGCUUUUGUACGACAUGACGCCAUCAACAUCGACACAAGCGACAAGACGCUGGAUAUAGACGAGCCGGAGAAAGAGAAGGCGGUGCAAAUCGAAAAUCGCCCGACUGUUACGACCACUUCGUCUGAGCCGCAGAUCUCAUACGUACAAGAGCUCAAGCCCUGGAGUGGUUACUUCGAUCAUGUGUCGUUUUGGAGGACUCUCAUCCGGCCAUUCUUCCUCAUUUUGUCGCCGAUAGUCAUGUGGGCGACGCUUCUGUUCACCAUCUGCAUCUCCUGGCUCGUCUUGAUCUCCAUCACGCUUUCGCAAAUUUUCUCAGCACCACCCUACAACUUCUCCGUUAGCUCAGUAGGUGCGACAAAUGUAUCGUCGUUUGUCGCGUCCGUAAUCGCAACUCUAGUUGCUGGUUACGUUGUUGACGGCGUCGCUACGUGGAUGUCGAAGCGCAAUAAUGGAGUCUUUGAACCGGAAUUCCGCUUACCCGUAAUGAUCACCUACCUGAUUUUCACGGCGACUGGCUUCUUCGCCUGGGGCGAGUCCUUGUACAAGCAAGACCCGUGGCCGAUACCUGUCAUCGUCUGUAUGGGCUUGAUCAACCUCGGCGUCCAACUAGGAACUACCUCCGUCGUGACAUAUGUCAGCGACUGCCAUCGUGAGCAGUCUGCAGAGGCCUUUGCCAUCAUGAAUUUCAUCAAAAACAUGUUUGCGUUCGGCCUCACCUUCUACGCCAACGAUUGGAUUGCCGUACAGGGCGUUAGAGAUUGCUUCUUCGUCAUCGGAGGCACGACAGUUGCUGUGACAGUCACGACUAUUCCUAUGUACAUUUGGGGCAAGAGGGCGCGAAGUUGGGUAUUCAGGUAUCGUGUGCUUGACAGGGUCUUGAAGCAGAAGUGA